GCAACAGAUGACACAUUUGAACACUGAAAAUCUAUUAGUUACCAUGUUGCUUCCUAUGGUCUUUAGUGUAAUAACAAUCAGAUGUCUCUUUUGCCACUUUCAUUCAUGUGUACAUGGGUGUACAGUCAUGAUGGCUUGCUUGCGGUCUUAUUUGUUGUCCAUAGGCAUGAUUUCAAUCUUCACUCCAAAUGAUGGGCAUUUUUUCACCAUCCACCAUCUUUGUUUUUUCAGAGGGGAAGAAACUGAGUACAUUUUAAGAGAAAUUUCAGACAUGACAAAGGUGUUGGAAUACAACAGCACUCUCAAAAGAUUCACUGGGUUUACCCGGUUAGGGAUAUAUAAUGCUGAGAGAUUUAACAAAGAUCCCUUACUUCUGGCCUUGUUGGAAGCUGUUUUAAAUUUUUACUGCAAGGAUUAUAGGACCAACAUAUCUAAAUUGGAUGAAUCCCAUGUUGAGCCCUCUGUCCAUCUUCGAUCCAUGAAGCCCCAAAGCAGCACACACACAACCAUGCUAAAGUGCAGCGCCUAUAAGUUCUUCCCCAAAAAGAUCAGGGUGACCUGGUUGAGGGACGGACAGGAAGUGCCCUUGAACAUGACGUCCACUGAGGAGCUGGCGAAUGGUGACUGGUUCUACCAGAUCCACUCCUACCUGCUGUUCACGCCCACACCUGGAGACAAGAUCUCCUGCAUGGUGGAACACCCCAGCCUCACCGAGCCCAUGAUCCUCCACUGGGAUGCGUCCCUGCCUGAGUCUGAGAGGAAUAAGAUAAUGAUUGGAGUGUCUGGUCUGGUACUGGGGGUGAUCUUUACUGCUGCCGGACUCAUCCACUACCACAAUGGGAGAAAGUACAGUGGUGCCAUUCCUGUAACCACUCAGUAACUACAUUACUCUGAAGGCUGUGAUCUACAUUAUGCUGAAGGCUGUGAUCUACAUUACUCUGAAGGCUGCGAUCUACAUUACUCUGAAGGCUGCGAUCUACAUUACUCUGAAGGCUGUGAUCUACAUUACUCUGAAGGCUGUGAUCUACAUUACUCUGAAGGCUGUGAUCUACAUUACUCUGAAGGCUGUGAUCUACAUUACUCUGAAGGCUGUGAUCUACAUUACUCUGAAGGCUGUGAUCUACAUUACUCUGAAGGCUGUGAUCUACAUUACUCUGAAGGCUGUGAUCUACAUUACUCUGAAGGCGGUGAUCUACAUUACUCUGAAGGCUGUGAUCUACAUUACUCUGAAGGCUGUGAUCUACAUUACUCUGAAGGCUGUGAUCUACAUUACUCUGAAGGCUGUGAUCUACAUUACUCUGAAGGCUGUGAUCUACAUUACUCUGAAGGCUGUGAUCUACAUUACUCUGAAGGCUGUGAUCCUCCCAGAUGGAAGUAUGUGGGUGUACGUCAAAAAAAGUCCAAUAUGUAGGGAAACAGGGUUUCAACUCUUACUGCUGU
Esox lucius (northern pike) is the source of this 1440-nucleotide messenger RNA. Its product is annotated as H-2 class II histocompatibility antigen, A-S beta chain-like. Gene Ontology annotation, molecular function: MHC class II protein complex binding. Lineage: Eukaryota; Metazoa; Chordata; Actinopteri; Esociformes; Esocidae. The record is from RefSeq and is a predicted model, not a curated record. Gene Ontology annotation, biological process: positive regulation of T cell activation; immune response; antigen processing and presentation of exogenous peptide antigen via MHC class II. Gene Ontology annotation, cellular component: membrane; MHC class II protein complex. The coding region runs from base 8 to 880 and encodes 290 amino acids. The transcript has 5 exons.